Rhizopus microsporus ATCC 52813 is the source of this 2112-nucleotide messenger RNA. Its product is annotated as family 3 glycosyltransferase. Gene Ontology annotation, molecular function: alpha-1,4-glucan glucosyltransferase (UDP-glucose donor) activity. Bases 1 to 2112 code for a protein of 703 amino acids. Gene Ontology annotation, cellular component: cytoplasm. Lineage: Eukaryota; Fungi; Mucoromycota; Mucoromycetes; Mucorales; Rhizopodaceae. The transcript has 5 exons. The record is from RefSeq and is a predicted model, not a curated record. Gene Ontology annotation, biological process: glycogen biosynthetic process.
AUGGCACCUACCAAAGACGUGUAUAACCCACUCUUGUUUGAAAUUGCUUGGGAAGUGGCAAAUAAAGUCGGUGGUAUCUACACUGUGAUAAAGACAAAGGUACCAGUAACCGUACGUGAAUUUGGUGAAAGAUACUGUUUGAUCGGACCACUUUCCUACAAGACGGCACCUAUGGAGGUAGAAGCUCUCGAACCUCCUACAGAAAUAAUCAAAGAAGCUUUGGACGCAUUAUCUUCUCAAGGAGUAAAGUACUUGUUUGGCCGAUGGUUAGUCGAAGGAGCACCUUAUGUCUUACUGUUUGAUACUGGAAGUGUCAAUCAUAAACUGGAUGAAUGGAAAGGCGAUAUCUGGCGUGUUGCAGGAAUUCCUUCUCCUCCAAAUGAUCAAGAAACCAACGAAGCGAUCUUGUUUGGUUAUGUUGUCGCUUGGUUUUUGGAAGAAAUCACAAAGCGAUACAACCAGCAACCUUCUUCCCCAAAAUCACUAAACCCUGCUAUCAUUGCUCAUUUCCAUGAAUGGCUAGCUGGUGUAGCAAUACCGCUGAUCAAAAAACGUAAAAUAGACGUAACAACUGUAUUUACUACACACGCUACCUUGCUCGGUCGUUACUUGUGUGCUGGUUCUGUGGAUUUCUAUAAUAACCUUCGCAAUUUUGAUGUUGAUCAAGAAGCCGGAAAACGAGGCAUCUAUCACCGCUACUGUAUCGAAAGAGGCGCUGCUCAUUGUUCUGAUGUCUUCACCACAGUCUCGCAUAUUACUGCCUAUGAAAGUGAGCAUCUUUUGAAACGAAAGCCAGAUGGUGUAUUGCCUAACGGUCUGAACGUAGUCAAGUUCCAAGCUGUUCAUGAGUUUCAGAACAAACAUGCUCUUAAUAAGGAAAAGAUCAAUGAUUUCGUUCGUGGUCACUUUUAUGGACACUAUGAUUUUGAUUUGGACAAUACGGUUUACUUUUUCACAGCUGGCCGGUAUGAAUAUCGUAAUAAGGGUGUAGAUAUGUUUGUAGAGGCUCUUGGUCGAUUAAAUGACCGCUUGAGGGCAGCUAAUUCAAAGACAACUGUUGUUGCCUUCAUUGUCAUGCCUGCUGCCACUCGAUCAUUCAAUGUUGAAGCAUUGAAAGGUCAGGCAGUAACAAAGCAAUUGAGAGAAACCGUCAACGAAAUCCAGCAACGUAUUGGCAAGCGAAUCUAUGAAAGUGCACUGAGAGGAGGCGAAAACGUGGACCCCACUCAUUUCCUUUCAAACGAGGACAAGAUUCUCUUGAAGCGUCGAGUGUUUGCAUUAAAAAACCAAACAUUACCUCCUAUUGUUACUCAUAACAUGGUAGACGAUGGUACUGACCCAAUCAUCAACCAACUGAGACGGCUACAGUUGUAUAACAAGUCUGACGACCGCGUUAAGGUGAUCUUCCAUCCUGAAUUUCUGAAUGCCAACAACCCCUUACUAAGUCUUGACUAUGAAGACUUUGUUCGUGGUUGUCACUUGGGUGUCUUUCCUUCGUAUUAUGAACCUUGGGGAUACACGCCUGCCGAAUGUACUGUUAUGGGUGUUCCUUCUAUUACAACAAACCUCUCUGGAUUCGGAUGUUUCAUGGAUGAAAAUAUCGAAAACUGUGAAGACUACGGUAUCUAUAUUGUGGAUCGACGUCUCAAAUCUGUGGAAGAGUCUAUACAGCAACUCUCUGAGCAAAUGUUUAGGUUUUGUCAAAAGACGCGUCGCCAACGUAUCAAUCAGCGUAACCGUACAGAACGUCUAUCUGAUCUGCUCGAUUGGAAGCGUAUGGGCUUGGAGUAUAUCAAGGCACGUCAAUUGGCUUUGCGAAGAGUCUAUCCUGACUCAUUUGUGGAUGAUGAGGAAGAGGAAAUGACAACUACACCUGUUAAGAUUCCAAAGCCGCUGUCAGCACCUGCUAGUCCACGUAUGCGCAAUGCCGUUGGGUACUUUGACAAUCAGGAUGAAGAGGAAGAAGAUGAAAGCUUGAUACCUUUGCCUCGUAAACAAUUUCCUGCAUUAAGAAAGGACGGACAAAGCACCUCCCGUGAAGAAGAACUACUAAGAGAAGGUGAUAUUAAAACAUUGAACAAACUCACACUUGAAGACAAGAAAAAGCAUUAA